CCGAUCCAAGCGCGUCUUGACGAGAGCUAAUCAGCUUCGAUAAUCGAUCGGGUCGCGCGCGAUUUUUUUACCCCGAUUCAAGUAGCAGCGGCUCCUCGUUAUUUUGUUGACUUUUUACCGUGUGCCAGUAGUGCGAGAGUUGUUUGUGCUUUCCGAUUAUUGUCGCAAGCAUUGUGUUGAGCAAAGAGCGAGUGCAGCGAGUUGUUAAGAAUUUGUGUACUAUACAUCGAUUCGUGUGUUUGUGUGUGUGCGAAAAAUAGACGCUGUGAUCGACGAGAUUAUUUUGCCCUUUAACGUGUGUACAUUUGUGCUGAAAUCAUAGACUAUGGGUGGAUACGAGACUCAGGCCGAUUAUUAUCCACAGUAUGAGCUGCCCUACAACAACUACUCUUCGCAUCCAUACGGUGUCGCGGACAUGGAUGUUGGAUGCGGAUCGUCGUACUGGGGAGCAGUGGACUCGGGCAUAUCGGGCAGCAGCUCGGCGGGCAGUCCAUCCGGCUCUACGCCGCCCCUCAUCGAGGAAAUCGGCAUUCAAGACGUAUCGCCGAUCCAGCAAAAGUACCUGCACACGGCUCAAUACCAGUGCAACGUCAGUACAGCUCAGCGAAAUUUGCAAGAGCAGUACACGAAUUUCAGUUACCAACAGCCGCCACACCAUCAUCAAGAGCAAAACAUGCAUCAGCAGCCACAGCAUCAAAUUCAACACCAACACAUGCCCUACCCUCCAAACACAAUGUUACAACAACAGAAUCCCAUUCAACAAUCGACGUCGUAUCACUACGACAUCAACUGUCAAAUACAAUCACAUCGAAGUCAGCAGCAGCAGCAGCAGCAACAAGCAGCACAAGCAGCAACGCAACAACAUCAGGAAGCACAGACCCAGAGCGUCGCGGCGAUGCUGCAAGAGGAGCACCUGAACAGCGGCGGAGGCUUGGGCUGCCCGCCGACACCCAACACGGCCACCAUGACGACGAGCAGCGGUAGCGUGAUAAUCCGGCCGAAGCGGCGCAACACCGCCAACAAGAAGGAGCGUCGGCGCACGCAGAGCAUCAACAACGCCUUCGCCGAUCUGCGCGACUGCAUACCCAACGUGCCGACGGACACGAAGCUCUCCAAGAUCAAGACGCUGAGACUGGCCGCGAGCUACAUCGCCCAUCUGAUGAACGUGCUGAGCAGCGAGGAGGGCGAGGAGCCCCAGAGCUUCAGGGCCGAUCUGCUCAGCAGCAGCAGCAGGAGGAGCAAAAAUUCCUCGGCGCACUGCGGCGGCGGCAUGGUGAGCGCCAACACCCCUCAUUCCAUCCUAAAGAAAUUUUGCACGCUUAACGAACGAAUAGCCAAGAAAAAUGCCUUUUAUGCGCAGAACGACUCGAGGAUGAUGAUGAGCGCGCUGUGCAGCCAAGAUCAGACGGCGGCCAAGACCAAGGGCCGGACGGGCUGGCCGCAGCAGAUGUGGGCGUUGGAGCUCGACGCGACUGCUCUCCAAAUGCAGUGAGAAUCUCGUUGACGAACUUGUUCAUACGCGCGAAAUCUGCCGUUUUUCUUUUUCGAUCGUACUUAUGAGACGUUUUCAUGUCCAUUAUAAGUAAGUGGGAAAGGUGAUGCAAAAUAAUACUCAUGUGUACUCAUGGUAUAUAAAUUUGUAAAAUUCAUAUAUCAUGAGAAUGUUCAUAAUUAUUGUAAGCUGUUGUAAAUACGAUGUUAUAAUAAUGCAACGACGCAUCGUGAAUAUUAUAUGAAAAAUAAUAGUCACGAAUUCGGGCUGCGUGUCGCAUUUUUUAUUAUUAUUAUUAUUUUCAUUGAAAGUGUCGCGGUCACUUGAAAAUUACCGAAUACUUUUAAUGAAUAGCAAUUUUUAUCAUUGUUUAGCGAGUAAAUAUGUGUGAUUACUAUCGAUGUAAGUUAUCUCAUUGAAACAAAAUACCAAAGCAGUAUGAAUAGUUCGAUAAAAAGAAGGCGAUUGUAAAUUGAUUUUAAAUAUAAUUAUGGCGUUAUAUUCUUUUUCGGCAUACAUCUAAUGAAUAUUGUAAAAAUUUUAUAAAUACAUUGUACAUACUAUAAUAUAGUAAAAUUAUUAUUUAGAAUAAAAUUAUUUACGAUA
Molecule: messenger RNA, 2098 nt
Organism: Trichogramma pretiosum
Lineage: Eukaryota; Metazoa; Arthropoda; Insecta; Hymenoptera; Trichogrammatidae
Gene: Hand
Product: heart- and neural crest derivatives-expressed protein 1-like
Exons: 2
Coding region: 326-1492 (388 amino acids)
Biological process (GO): regulation of transcription by RNA polymerase II; developmental process
Molecular function (GO): protein dimerization activity; DNA-binding transcription factor activity, RNA polymerase II-specific; RNA polymerase II transcription regulatory region sequence-specific DNA binding
Source: RefSeq, a predicted model, not a curated record